Molecule: messenger RNA, 4027 nt
Organism: Boleophthalmus pectinirostris (great blue-spotted mudskipper)
Lineage: Eukaryota; Metazoa; Chordata; Actinopteri; Gobiiformes; Gobiidae
Gene: arhgef19
Product: Rho guanine nucleotide exchange factor (GEF) 19
Exons: 16
Coding region: 160-2991 (943 amino acids)
Biological process (GO): activation of GTPase activity; regulation of actin cytoskeleton organization
Molecular function (GO): guanyl-nucleotide exchange factor activity; protein binding
Source: RefSeq, a predicted model, not a curated record
CAAGAUUGAAGAAGCCAGGAGGAACACAAGGCAGCAAUGGAUACCCAAGUGGCUCUUUCUGACCUCGCCAUGGCCUGGAUUCACGCAGUUCUGUUGGACGGACGCCAGCACACACACUAGGAUACCAGUGUCAAUGAGUUUCCAUGGUCCCUUGGCGUCAUGCUCCCGGGGUAUGGACUCUCCCCCCUCCCUGACUUCCAGCCUCACCUCCAGGUCUUUGGCUGCAGAGACAGUCCCAGGAUGUGGAUUCCUGGUUCAGGAGACCCCCAGAGCCUGAGCGAGGGGCAGGAGGACAGACCCCUGCUCCGCUCCUGCCAUCAUAAACAUGUGGCCGUGUGCCAGCAGGAAACACUGGCAUUUAUUGAGCUCCAGCCCACUCUUAUGCCCAAAGUGAGUGAAGUGAGCCCCCCCAGGACAUUGAAUGGGUUUAAACACUCUGUGAAUGGACUGAAGGAGUGGAGAAAUGGACACUAUAGGACUAACCCUGAACAAACUGUUCCUCCUUCUCACAUUGACAAAGAGGAGCUCGGCUCUGAUACACCCCCUGAGCCUCUGUGUGAGGAAGAAGAGCAACCCCCUGUCCCUCACCUGUACCCUGUCCCAGAGCACCCAGACCCACCCCGGACCGUCACCACUGUGUGUAGGCCCCUCCAUGCUGCCCUCAGCCUGCCCCUGUCUUUGCCCCUGUCCUCCAUCUACUCAAACUUCUGGGACUCUCCGGGCCCCUCCUCCCCUGAAGGUCCAGAGCCCAGUACCCCAGUGAGGAGAACAUCACAGGGGUCACUCAAGGAGAAGUCCAUGCGGAGGAAGAUGCAAGUGUAUUCUCCAGAGAGCCCCACAGAUGAAUGUGUGAGCAGCCCCCUCCUGGAUCCUGACUUCCUGUUCCCCGGACCACUAGCCUCAUUCCUGGAGGAGGACCUGAGCCUGUCCUCUCUAGAGACCCUCAGCCCCUCAUCCUGUGACAGUGGAACAGACCUGCCCAGUCUCAGCCAUGAGGACAUUUACCACUUGCCCGAGGAGCCUCUGCACAUUACAGAAGACCCCAUCCCAGGGCUCCCGGAGGAGAACAGUGUAGAACUGUCCAUAGCCACCGGGGGCAGCUCUCUGUCUCGCAGAGGGGAAGAACGGCGACGUUUCUCUGCGUCAGAGCUGAUCUCACGGCUGCAGUUGUCCCAGAGGAAGAACUCCUUCACCCUGAAGCUGGGCAAGUCUCUGUCAGCGAGAGUCUCUUCCAGAGACAGACAGAGCUCAGGCCUCAGCUCCAACAUGGAGCUCAAGUUGAGCUCUCGUCGCAGCUCAGGGUGCUCCAGUGACAGCGCCCCCCACAGUCCUGUAGGAUCAACUCCACCUCAGCCCAUCUGUGAGAAUGGACUGCAGCGAUGGAGCACUAAACUGGGAAUGAGGAAAAGAUCCAUAGAAGAAGACAUGAGUGCACUUCCUGCUUUCAGCAGCUCCAAUCGCCUGUCACGCUUUCUGCCCAGCUCCAUCCUGUACCAGGAAUACAGUGAUGUGGCCAUCAACAGAGAGAUCCAGAGGCAGCAGGGGAAGGAGCCUGGCACAGAGGAGGAGAGCUCAGAUGGGACCCCCUCCCCCUCAAACCUCUCCCCCUCCAGCUCCUUCCGCUCCUCUCGAGGAUCAGCUUUCGCUCUGUGGCAGGACAUCCCUGAUGUACGCUCCAGUGGUCAGCUCGACAACUUUAGUAACGAAGAGAGGAAACUGCAAGAGGCCAAGUUUGAGCUGGUGUCCUCUGAGGCCUCUUACAUCCGCAGCCUGACCAUCGCUGUGGACCACUUCAUGCUGUCUCAUGACCUGGCAGAGUGCCUGGGCGCUCAGGACAAACAGUGGCUCUUCUCCAAACUGCCAGAGGUCAAAGACGUCAGUGAAAGGUUUCUGCAGGACCUGGAGCAGCGUCUGGAGGAGGACAUCCUGCGCUUUGAUGUAUGUGAUAUUGUUCUGAACCACUGUGCUGCUCUGAGGAGGGUGUACCUGCCCUACGUGACCAAUCAGGCCUACCAGGAACAGACCUACCAGCGCCUACUACAGGAAAACCCCCGCUUUCCCAGUAUCUUGUCCCGACUGGAGGAGGAUCCUGUUUGCCAAAGACUGCCCCUCACCUCCUUCCUCAUCCUGCCCUUCCAGAGGAUCACACGGCUCAAAAUGCUAGUGGAGAACAUCUUAAAGAGGACAGCUCCAGGCUCACGUGACGAGGACACAGCCACAAAAGCAUUCAAUGAGCUCAAAAAGAUCAUCAAAGAAUGUAACUCCAGUGUUCAGUCCAUGAAGAGGAUGGAGGAGCUCAUCCAUCUCAACAAGAAGAUCCACUUUGAGGGCAAGAUCUUUCCUCUGAUCUCUCAGUCUCGGUGGCUGGUCAAACACGGGGAGCUGCUGGAGGUGGACACUCAGAUGAUGACGAUCUCUGGGUCCAAACUCAAACUGCCGACAAAACCAGUGUAUCUGCACCUGUUCAACGACUGCCUGCUCCUGUCACGACGCAAAGACACGUGGAAGUUCAUGGUGUUUGUGCACGCGAAGAUCGGAGAGCUGAAGGUGAAGGACCUGAGCCUGAAGCUGCAGGGCGUCUCUGGGUUCAUCUUCCACCUGCAGCUGUGUGAGGGCCAACAGCUCAAACACCAGAUCCUGCUCAAAGCCCACACCGAGAGCGGGAAGCAGCGCUGGAUCACCGCCAUGUUCCCCUCAGAUCCUCUGGAGGACAUCGAGCAGGCCACAGACGACGACAUUUCCCAGGUCCAGUGCAUCAAGAGCUAUCAGGCCCAGGAGCACGACGAGCUGACACUGGAGAAGGCAGACAUACUUCACGCUAAGACCAUUACAAGUGAUGGCUGGGUGGAGGGCAUUCGUCUCUCAGACGGGGAGCGGGGCUGGUUCCCCAAAACCUACGUAGAAGAAAUCACCAGUCGCAGUGCACGACUUCGUAACCUCCGAGAAAACUUCCGGAUCAAGUGUGUGACACAGAAACUGGAGGGAGACUGACCUGAGCUCCAGGUCCCACUUGGACUAAACUCAUGUGUACUCCAGCCCUGUCCCAGCACCCAGGCCCAUUAGAGAAGAGUAUGAUUAGGAUUAGAGGAGAAACUACUUGAUGACCGUCUUAGUCACUGGACAGUUUAGGGUGCCACAAUGGAAAUCGUUAAACCUUUUAUAAAGGUAUUUCUCAGCAUUAUCCUCAUGUAAACACAACAUGCACAUUUAAUGGCUAUAGUAGCCUGGUCUUCAUACCCACUAGAGAGAAGAAAACCAGGGCCAUCAAGCCCUUGCCAAUUCAAAUGAGUCGUAACUGUUUAAGGGGCCUAUAUUACACUUUUUCUGAUCUAUGUUAUAAUGUUGUUUUGUCAGCACAAACAUACCUGAAGUUGUGCUUUGUUUCAUUUAGACUUUUUACACACACGCUGUAUAUUUAAGCGUUUAGGAGAACUCCAUACACUAGAAUCAUGUGGGUAGUUUCAGACCUGGAAUUAUCUGUCUCUGCUGAACUAAAUGUAAAAAGUAGCUGUUAAAACUACUGCUUCUUGACAUCACAAGGUGGAACAGAGCAUUCUGAGUUUUGUAGAUAUAGACAGAUUAAUAAUAAAGGAUUACUCAAACAUGUGUAAAUGAAACAAAACACAACUCUGGGCAUGUUUUAAUGAGUAAACAAGAUUCCAACAUGACUAAAAGCUCAUGUUGGAGUAAGACAUAAGUGUGGUCUGUGCAUAUUUUCAGAUACAUGUCACUGUUCAAAACAUGACAUACUCUGUGCGUCUGAGGAUUUACUUCUUUGGUGUCACAAACAGUGGACCUGAACACUCUAAACUCCUCUGUCCCCUGAUGGAAGUGCUUUAUUUUUACUGUAGCUGGUGUCUCUCUGGAGAAUCUCAUGUAAAUGUCCUUCACUGUAGAUGAAACUAUGUAUAAAGAGUAGAUUAAUUUACUUAUAUAAUUUAUAUUUCAAAUGUGAUUAUUUCUUACUGGAUAAAGACUGUUUUAUAUUAUCAUUAUCAAUAGUUGCUCACACUGGAGGUUCAUUCAC